AAGUCACGACAUUAGACCAUAGUUGGUGUUACGGUUAAGAGGGCCAACAACGAAAUGAGAGUUCUGCAUUUGUUUUGCCUUUUGGCAAUUGUUUUUGGCUGUCAGGCUGCCGAUUUGAAAUGGUGGCAGACAGCCUCGUUCUAUCAAAUUUAUCCCCGGUCCUUUAAGGACAGCGAUGGAGAUGGUGUGGGAGAUCUCAAGGGUAUUACCGAACAGCUACCCUACCUAAAGGAGAUCGGCAUCACUGCCACCUGGCUUUCGCCCAUCUUCACCUCGCCCAUGGCAGAUUUUGGUUACGAUGUGGCCAAUCUAACCGAAAUUGAUCCCAUUUUCGGUACCAUGGAAGACUUUGAGGCCUUGAUCGAAAAGGCCAAGGCUUUGGGUGUGAAAAUUAUUUUGGAUUUUGUACCCAAUCACACGAGUGAUGAAUGUGAAUGGUUUAUCAAGUCCGCAGCCAGAGAUCCCGAGUAUAAGGAUUUCUAUGUCUGGCAUCCGGGUAAAAUUGUUAAUGGUGUUCGCCAGCCUCCGACCAACUGGAUUAGUGUUUUCCGUGGCAGCAUGUGGACAUGGAAUGAGCAGCGUCAGGAAUACUAUCUGCAUCAAUUCCAUGCCAAGCAACCGGAUUUGAAUUAUCGCAAUCCCAAGGUUAUGGAAAUGAUGAAGGACGUCUUCCGUUUCUGGUUACGUCGUGGCGUCUCCGGUUUCCGUGUCGAUGCUGUGCCCCACACCUUCGAAAUCAGUCCCGAUGCCGAUGGCAACUACCCCGAUGAGCCCCGUAAUCCCAAUGUCAAUGAUCCCGAGGAUUAUGAAUACUUCCAACACAUCUAUACCACCAAUCAGCCGGAAACCAUUGACAUGGUCUACCAAUUGCGUCAAGUCUUGGAGGAGAUGGAUCAGGAAUUGGGUGGUGAUGAUCGCAUCAUUAUGACCGAAGCCUAUGCUCCCUUAGAUGUGAUUAUGCAGUAUUAUGGCAAUGGCACCCACGAUGGGGCUCAGAUACCCUUCAAUUUCCAAUUGAUUAGCAAUUUGAACAAGAAUUCCAAUGCCUAUCACUAUAAUGAGCUCAUCAAUAUCUGGUUGAAGGCAAUGCCCGAGGGCAAGACAGCCAAUUGGGUGCUUGGUAACCAUGACCAAAGCAGAUUCGGCUCCCGUUUGGGUGAAGACCGCAUUGACAUCAUCAACACCCUAUUGCUUACCCUUCCCGGCUGCAGUAUCACCUACAAUGGUGAGGAAAUUGGCAUGACCGAUGUCUGGAUCUCAUGGGAGGAAACCGUUGAUCCCCAGGCCUGUCAAUCGAAUCCGGAAAAUUAUGAACGCCUCACCCGCGAUCCCGUACGCACCCCCUUCCAUUGGAAUGACAACAAUUUUGCCGGUUUCACUGAUGGCAACUCCACCUGGCUGCCAGUGGCCGAUAACUACAAAUCGGUCAAUGUUAAGAGGGAACGAGGUAUCACCUAUAGCCAUUUGAAUGUCUACAAGCAGUUGCAAAAUCUACGUCGAGAACCCACCUUCCAAGGGGGUGCAAGUGAGGUCAAGGCCUUGAGUGAGAAUACCUUGGCCAUCAAGCGUUCCCUGGCCGGUUACCCCACCUAUGUGGUCCUCCUGAACAUCAAUGACAGCGUUGAGUCCCUGAACUUGAACAGUGCUUUCUAUGGCCUUAGCAGCUCUUUGGAAUAUGUGGUGGUCACCGAUCGCAGUCCUAGACGCAAGGGAGAUUUGGCCCACACCGAUUCCAUAACCCUGAUGCCCAAGGAAGCCGUUGUUCUAAAGACUGUUUAAAAUCGUUCUUUUGUAAAAUAUGAAAAUUUGUAAAUAAAAUAAUAAUUUGAAUUUUAA
This is a messenger RNA of Musca domestica (house fly), 1836 nucleotides long. Its product is annotated as maltase A3. Lineage: Eukaryota; Metazoa; Arthropoda; Insecta; Diptera; Muscidae. Gene Ontology annotation, biological process: carbohydrate metabolic process. The coding region runs from base 55 to 1779 and encodes 574 amino acids. The record is from RefSeq and is a predicted model, not a curated record. The transcript is spliced from 6 exons.